Messenger RNA from Patella vulgata (common limpet), 1608 nucleotides. RefSeq names its product beta-1,3-galactosyl-O-glycosyl-glycoprotein beta-1,6-N-acetylglucosaminyltransferase. The coding region runs from base 147 to 1478 and encodes 443 amino acids. Gene Ontology annotation, cellular component: membrane. The record is from RefSeq and is a predicted model, not a curated record. The transcript is spliced from 3 exons. Gene Ontology annotation, molecular function: acetylglucosaminyltransferase activity. Lineage: Eukaryota; Metazoa; Mollusca; Gastropoda; Patellidae.
UUGUCUACAGUUUAUCAAUUUAGUUUGUCUAGUAUAGUUUAUUUAAUGUCUCCUACAAUAUAGCCUGGUUGGUGCUGAUUAAACAGGAUUUCAUUUCUACGCUACGAUUUCUACCAAUAAUACCCAAAUAAGUUCGUUAUUUAACAAUGAUGGGUAUUACUAAUAGAGCUGUGGCUUGUGUUCUCGUUCUCAGUAUUUCCAUCUAUACUUACAUCUUUAUUAUCUUCUCUAGCAGCCAUGAACCAAGAAUUUUGCUUAAUUCUGAAUAUGUUGGGCUAGAUCAAGACUCUGAGACAGAAAUUGAGUUCCGAUCUUUUAAAAUCGAUGAAAUAAACUGUAAGAAGAUCAUUGAAGGCGAUGACAUGGAAAUACACAAAUUCCUAAACCGAACACAUGACAGCAUUCCUAAUAACGAAACCUUGAGGAAGCACACCAUGAACUGUGAGGCGUUUAAAAGAAUCUAUGGUUACGAUGCCAUUAUAAAUACCGAGGAAGAACAACAGUUCCCUAUUGCAUUUAAUAUACUUUUAUAUAAAGACGUGGCCCAAGUUGAAAUCCUUCUUCGUGCGAUUUAUAGACCACAAAACUAUUACUGUUUACACGUGGAUGGGUUUUCACCAGAUGUUGUCCACAAGGCAGCGGAAGCACUAGCUGAUUGUUUUGAUAAUGUCUUCAUAGUUUCAAAAACAGAGAAUAUCAGUUACGAAAGUUUUCAAAGAUUGCAGGCGGAUAUCAACUGUAUGUCAGAUCAUUUAGCUAAAUCAGACUGGAAAUAUCUCCUGAAUCUUCCCAGUCAACAACUGCCAUUGAGAACAAAUGCAGAGAUUGUCCAAAUACUGAAAGCUUUGAACAAUACGAAUUAUAUGCAAUGUAUAUUGGGGAAACGGACACUUCCAAAUCGUUAUACUAACAAAUUUGAAAAUGUGUACAGGCCAAAUGGUCAUUAUGAAGUCGUAAUGACCUAUAAGCGACAUAAAGACCCCCCACAUGGCAUUGUCGUUGUUAAAGGUAGUGCCUAUGGUAUAUUUACGCGCGGGUUUGUUAAUUACGUAGUCAAAAGUCAAAUAGCUAAGGAUUUGCUAGAGUGGUGUCGUGGAGUUCUCUCCCCUGAUGAAUAUUAUUGGUCUACGUUAAAUCAUAACCCACAUUUACAAGUUCCCGGCAGUUAUAAAGUGAAAUGCCAGAGUAAGUUGUUGUUAUCUGUGUAUGUCAGCUGGUUUGAAAAAGGUACUGAUGUGACAAAAUGUCCAGGCAAGGUAGUGAGAUUUAUUUGUGUUUUUGGAAUAGCAGCAUUACACCAACUAGUGGACAGUUCUAGAAAGGAAUUGUUUGCCAAUAAAUUUGAAUUACAGUUCAGCUACCCAGCAAUACAAUGUUUAACUGAAUGGCUACGUAAUAAAACACUUUCCCCACAACCAAUUGAUGAACACUUUUACAAGAAAUUAUACAGUGAAAGAACGAUUCCCAAAAUAGCUUAAAUAAGACCUUUUCCACUUUUACAUUGUUCGAUAUUUAUCACAAGAGCUUAACCGCUAUUCUUUGGCACCUAGAAAUGGGCAAAAAUGUGUCGAAACGCAUAUAAUAAUUUUAUGAAGGUAUAUAAACUGA